AUGUCAGGACCAGAUUCACCGACCGAGCGCUUAUACCAAUUCAUAUCUGAUCCAGGACACAAAGAGAACCUCUCGGGUCGGGUACGAGCAGCCUGCUUGACGUGCAGGCGGAAGAAGAUUAAAUGCUCGGGCGAAUUCAAUUGCAGUCCCUGCCGGGAGAAAGGACUCGUUUGCGAGGGACUGCCCGAGCGGAAGCGGCCGUCGAGAGAUUCCAGCAGCGCUCUUGCACAUGGUCCUGUCCUGUCGGGCAGGGUUGAACGGAAGAAGAAAUCCACAUCACCGAAUAAACCGAGCCCCCAACAGAAGCUGGCGACCGCCUUGGUGUCUGGCGAUACUGUCAAGAGCAAGGACUCCGGAGAUGCUAGCACUCAGGCAGAGACAGAAGCUACCCUUUCACUUUCUCCAGCACCUCUUGUCGACCCAGUUGCGGAAGCAGACACUACAAAUAUGCACCUGCGCGGUCCUACAGCAGCUCAUGAGGCGGGACUUCGAAUACACACGUGGCAUCUCAACGACACCGCUCUUGACCCGAACGAACGGGAUCCUCUGAGUGCCACGAACACCGAUUUCCAAGCCUUCAACCUCUCGCCUUGUGACGCACUGUUCUCUGCCGACGCCGUCCGGUCUCCUUUCAGUUGGACCAAUGUCCAGGAUGAUGGCUGGUGGACAAGUAAGCCUGAAGAAGGCGUCGCCAAUCUCACAGCCUCGGUGCCGCCAGAUCUGAGCCACCCAAGACCACUAGCGCUCACUCCAGGAGCACGCCCAAGCAUGAAUGCUCCACACGACAUCACGCGGCGACAAACAAUCGCAUUCCCACUCCAGCCACCCAGCGAACCUCAAUAUGGUCUCCUCCAGAACCGUAAGCAAAUCGCCUUGCAAAAACCCAUCCAUGGCCUCAACACUGACCAGAUGUGCUAGAACAUGGCGUCUUCGACGACCUAGCUCUGCUCACAGCAACUCGAACUCCAGGCACGGGCACGGCGCCCCAUCUCACGGAAUUCUCCUGCUGGUGGGAUAUCGCGAAUCUCGACUUUGCCCAGGCGCAUCGGAACCUGCACAUGCCACUUCCCGAACACCAGCAGGCGGGAGCUCUGAAUUCUGAAAUUGCACCGAAUAACGUUGCGAGUAUCCCUCAGCAGCAAUUGAAGCAGCAGCAGAAUGCCGCUACGGACUACUUUGGCCCGCUCUGGCCGGAUCGAGGCGGCUGA
Lecanosticta acicola is the source of this 1208-nucleotide messenger RNA. NCBI's taxonomy places the organism in Eukaryota, Fungi, Ascomycota, Dothideomycetes, Mycosphaerellales, Mycosphaerellaceae. The record is from the annotation of a GenBank genome assembly.